This is a messenger RNA of Apus apus (common swift), 8016 nucleotides long. It is a transcript of the gene KNL1, whose product is annotated as kinetochore scaffold 1. Lineage: Eukaryota; Metazoa; Chordata; Aves; Apodiformes; Apodidae. Gene Ontology annotation, cellular component: nucleus. The record is from RefSeq and is a predicted model, not a curated record. Gene Ontology annotation, biological process: cell division; attachment of spindle microtubules to kinetochore; protein localization to kinetochore. Bases 1 to 7005 code for a protein of 2334 amino acids. The transcript is spliced from 25 exons.
AUGGGAAAAGCACAUCCUUCAGAAAUGGACAAGAACUAUCCAGACCCUAAUAUGGAAAAUGAUAAUACAGAGCACAUCAGAGUGAAGCGACUGUCCUCUAUUUUAAAGGCUCCACGACACCCUUUUGAUGAGCUGGGAAAUGGGAAUGAGCUGACACAGGACAUCCACGCAGAGAAGCGCAGGAAAAACUCCCGCCGGGUCAGCUUUGCAGACACCAUCAACUGCAGAGUCUUCCCACGAGAUCUUAAGAAUAACACAUCAGAGAGAGAAAAUACAGAGGGUGCAGGAGACACAGGGAACGAUGUCUUUCAUAAUCAAAAUGAAGACUCUGAAGCUGUUCCCUGUGAGAUCACAGGGAUGAACACUUUGCUUCAUGCCCCCAUCCAGGCACUGGUGCAGCAGACUGAGUGGCAGGAGGCAGACAAGGCCGUUCAAAGAGCAAACAGGCACGACACCACCCUCCUCUUCUCAGAAGGAAAUGAGAUGGAUAUGACAGCGAGUCACACCGCAGUGAUCGCUCGGAACCUGAAGAACAGCCAAGCUGACCCCACGGAGAAAGUAGACAUCAGCUCCUUCCUGGCUGGGUUAAACCCCAGCCAUGGGAAGGCAGAAGAUAGUCAAGGGUUUCGCUUUUUCUCUGACCCUACAAACCACUCGUGUCCAUCUCUUGAACAGAAGGAAGAUGCUACUGCUGUAAAAAAAAUAGAUUUCAAUCAAUUUUUGAUGAGCUUGAAGUCAAACAAGCCAGCACCCCAUCCUGCUGAGGGGCCUGAGAAGGAGAAUGUUUUCUUUGUGCCCUCACAAGCCGCGGCACCAGCAGAGGUGGGAUCUGCGUAUUCCCACGAGCCUCUGGACACCUGCAAUGUCACAAAAGUCUUCAGGGAGCAAGAGGAUGGAAUGGAAAUGACCCAGUGCCAGGGAGCUGCCUUGGCUGGGGCCUGGGAAGCUCCAGCAGAGCUGUUGCCAUGUGCAGAUGUUACUCAGGCGUUUGGAGAUGAUGGGAUGGAUAUGACAACCAGCCACACUGCAAAAGUGUCUUUUCCCUUCUCCAGCGCUGGGAAUCAAAGCCUGAACUUGAAAAAGGAUUUACCAUCCACAGAUAAUUCUGCCUUAAAGAGAGCACCUAAUCAGCACUUAAUUGCUCAGCAGGACCCCCAGGUCUGUGCAGACAAAGAACCAGUGACUCUUGAAGACAGACGAGACCCCACGGUGCUGCGAGCUGCCAAACAAGAGGCCAGAGCAAGGUCUGCCAUCCCAGGAUCCAUCUCUUCUGAGACUGUCUUCCGAGGUGAUAAAGCUGUUGUUUGUUCUAAAUAUGAUGACAUGGAAAUUACUGGGAAUUACACAGAUAUAAUCUGUAAUGACGGUGCCAAAGAAACGAGCAGCUCUCAUCAUAGAACUUGUGAAAAGCCAGUGAAUGCAAACUCUGUGCUGGCAGAAACCAGACGUUCAGCACAUGGUGCUAGGGACACCACGAGUCUGACAUCUUCAGAUCUCCCAGCUUCUGUGGCAUAUAAAAAUAGUGCAUCUGAGCCACCCUCAGGUUCAGAUGAAUCAGGUGAAAAAGUGACCCGAGAUCACAGAACUGCAUCAGCAAAUGUUGGGUUCCAUCCCCACACACAUUCAGUGUCUGUGGGUGUUUCCCAGAGUCGGCUCCAGCCCAGCCUAGCAAACUCCCAGCUUGGUUCUCUGCCAGGUGAGAAGACAGUGAUCUUCUCAGGAGAAGACAUGGACUUGACUAAAACCUGUGUUGUCAAGGAUGAGGGAGAGGAUGUUGAGAAUCAGCCUCCUGCUGGAGUGGUCACCUCUGUCACCUGCAAACCUCGUUUUCUUGAUGGCAGAUCCACGUCUCCCAGUGUAAAGGAACAGGAAGAAAUGGAAAUAACUAAAUGCCAUGCUGUUGUCAUUGAUGACCAAAGCAAGGGGGGAACUGCAGAAGCAAAACAAAUGCUUUGUAAAUUAAUUCCAGGAAUGAACCAGAACACAAAUGUCAGGGAAGGCACAAAUCCUUUAGAUAUGGAGAAGGAAAACCUUGAGGUGACCAUUGUUGACAGGAACAGCAGAAGAAGCCUGGUUAUGGAGAAGAACUAUAAAGAGAGAACCCAAAAUGCUUCCGUUUCCUGCACAAAUAACAAAAUGGGCAUGUUUCCAGGUGAUCCAAACAUGGACAUAACCACAACUCAUCCUGCUCCCUCUGAUGUUGCUGCUAUUCAUAGAGUACAAGACUACAAGAGUAAUUAUAAUCAACAUACUGUCACAUCCAAGCAGCUGCAACACCAGACCUUGCAGUUUGCUAGUGUAGGUAUCACAAGUCAGGCUGCAGCAACAGAAUGUGGGGAUUUGAAAAUGAGCACAAAUGAGCAAACUGUUCAUCCUUUGGCUUCAAAUGGCCCAUUUAUUGCCAGUAAUAAGCCUGCUCCCUCUGGGAUGAAAGGCAAUGAACAACCUGGAACAAUGUUAGGAAUAAAUGCAGGCUGCCAAAACUCAGACAGGCAGGAGAAGACACAUGCUAUGAAGGUAUUAAGUAAAGUAUUGCCAACUCGAGUGGGUUCUGAGGGAGAUCUUUUCAUGGGUAAAGCAGAUUCUUCAGAAGAAGAUGCCACAAACCCUCCCUCUCUUGGUGGCCUGCACUGGAGGGCUGCUGGGGAGCCCUUAGCAGCCCAAAGGUCUGAAGCACAGAAGAGAAGCUCCCAGUUGCCUUCGUGUUUAGAAAAGUCAGUUGUGUUUCCCUCUGGUGAAAACAUGGACUUGACUGGAAACUGUGCUGUGAUGGUUCCUGAUCACACCAGCACUGCUUUAUCUGAAAGAAAAGCAGCACCUGGGCACCUUGUUCAAGAUGAAAAUACAAUAAUGUCCUUAAAAAAAGGGAUCACAAUAACUAGUCAGGAACAGGCUGAGUGCCACAUGCACUCCUUGGUAUCUGGCAAGAAAAUGUUAACCAUGACUGGUUUAACUCAUCUGCCUUUUGCAGGUGAGAAAACAACCAUAUUUUCAGAAGAUGCUGAUAUGGACAUCACCAAAAGUCACACAGUUUCAGCUGAGAACAAAAUAAUUUUGCAGUGUAAAAACUCAAAUGAUGACACACCCUUAAUUUCUGGAGAUAAAACUUGUAUUUUUACCUUCAAUGAUGACAUGGAAAUAAGUAGACUCGACACUGUUGCAACUGCUAAGUCUCUGGCAAAGGCUGCAUCCCACAGGAUGCUUGGCAUGGCUGAAAGGACUGGGAGGAAGAGCUUGAAGGGGGAGAAGACUGUUUUAUUUUCACUGAGUGAUGACAACAAUGACAUGGAGAUCACAGAGAGCCACACGGCUGCCAUUGGCCAUGAAGUUGUCUCACAAAAGGAGGGAGGACCUCACACUGGCUCUUCAGCUCAUCCCCUCAGGACUGUUAUGGUCACAAGCAGCCAGGCUGACACAGACACCACCAGGCCCUGCUCUGCUGACAGAACUGCCACAAAAGUUGUAUGUGAUGCUAAACCAAACCUGGCUCAGGAGGCUGGAUGGGGAGCCCUUGCAGAUGGCAACGCUACUACAUUGGCUCUGGAUGAGAUGGAGCUCACCAGACCCCAGGCUGCAGCUUUGGAGGGAAGGUCUCUGCAGGGCAGGCAGCCCCACUGCUCUGCUCCUCUCACAGCCACCAUCAUGUUCACGAGCUACCAGGCUGACAUGGAAAUGACCCAGGCUGACAUGGAAAUGACCCAGGCUGACUCUGCUGAAAGGACUGAAAGAGUCUUGUGUGAGGAGAGGUUAAACCUGGGUCAGCAGGUUGGCCUGGAGGCUGUUCCAGGAAACAAAACUGUCAUUUUUACUGUGGCUGAGGACAUGGAGAUGACUACAGCUCAGACAGCUGCCCCCAGGUGUGCAGUCCCUGUGCAGGACAGACAGCCCAUUCCUGCCCUUCCUGCUGAUAAAACCCUUGUGUUCAACCCCAGCCACGACGACAUGGAAAUCACUGCAUCUCACACAGUUGCUGUUAAUGACAAUGUCAAUGGAUUGGAGAACCAAGAAGUGUCAUCUAAGGGCACUCAGCAGCCAGGCUUGCGUGGUGCAUCACUGUCAUCUUGCAGAGCUGAGAUUGAUUCCCCACACACACAAGACCUGAAUGGUGACUGUCCUGCAAAGUCUGUGGAUAAGUCCAGCAUCCCCCACUCUGCUCCCUCAGCCACAGCGCUGGGAAGGGACAGAGGGAAAGGAGCUACCCAAGACCCCAGUGGCACACCACCAGAUUCCAUGUGUUCUGUCCUGCCUCCAGAAGAGACUAUGGAUGUGCAGGCACCACAGGGUCCUGCCCUUCCCAGGGCUCACUCUGUCCCUCUAAACAGUCAGCAGGUUCUCCUACCUCCAGAAAACCUGAGUGCAAAGAGUGUGUCUUACAAGCUUCCAAGAAAUGGGCCCACGGAUUGCGGUGAAGAAAGGGGUGAUUUGGUGUCCCAUGUCUUGCUUCCCAGCGAGCAGCCAGGUUCUCUGAUGGGUCCUCCAGAUGCAUGUGGUGCUUGGAGAGACCAGGGAUUGAAAGAUGGUCCAUCUAGACAUGAAGAUCUAGCUGCAGAUUUCAGCUUGGCUGGAGCAAACCUUGUUCCAGCUCCUAACAUGGAAUCAGAGGAAAACGAGGGGCUGUCAGCAGAGGGGGAGGCACCUCCAAAAGACUUUCACAUAAACUCUGAACAAACUAAACAACUUGUGGUCAGUGACAAUCCAAGAGAUGAAAUAGAUCCUGCUCUUUCACCUGAAGUAUCUGGGAUUUUAAAAAUUUAUUCCAAACUGAAAAACAUGAGGAGGAAAUCUGCAGUGUUCUCAGUUUCUGAAACUGCCUUGUCUGACCAGUUGCCCAAACCACCAGCUCAGCCAGAGGAUACCUUGAGGUUAGGAAAAAAUACUGUAAAUGAACCAAAUAAUUUCCCUUCUAGCAAAGACCAGGAGAACACAUGUCUUGAGCCUGGAGCUGCCCCCAUAGGUGCAAAUUUAGGCAUAGCAAUUAAGGAUAAAUAUCAAGGAAUAAACAUCCCCCUAGGUUUCUUCCAGCCUAAAUUACCAAGCAGAAGAAAUCCUCCUGUUUCUAGUGCACAAGACACAAAUGCACAAUCUUCAGACAAAGAGGGAGCACCAGUUUCAGAAGUAAGGGCACAUGCUGGUGAAAUCCCAGGUGGCCACAAGCCUGGCAGGCAGAACUUCAGCCCUUCACAGUUCAUAGCAGAAGAAUUCCUUCCUGUCUGCCUGGAUGAAAUGGACUCAAACGAGUCUGUAAGCACUGAACUCGUGGAAAAUGCUGGCAAUGAGAUAAGCAAACCCCAAAUCUCCCACAAUGGAAAAAAUCUAUUAGAAGAGACAAAAACUUACAGCAACACAAAAAGAGCUUUGGAAGAGGAUGAAGAGGAUCUUCAAAGUCCAAAGAAGCCCAGGAGGGACGAAACUUUGGAUGGUGAGGCCUCCCAAGACUUGCAGGUGACUUCUGGGGCAGUGUCUCAAAGCCAAGUAGAAGUUCAUGGAGGUGAAGAUCCCCCAAAUGUCUCAGCUAAAAGCCCUGACUCUACUCAUGCCAGCAACAGCAGCUCUCUGGAUUCUGUGAAGGCUGACACCAAACUAACAACUCAGCCCAGCAGCCAGCUGGAGUCCCAGCUGCUCACAGACAGCGUGUGUGAGGACACCUUACGGGAGAAACUUCAGGAUGGUGUGAUCACAGUCGGGGAGUUCUUCACACUCCUGGAAGUCCAUGUCCCCAUUCAGAAGCCCCGGCACAGCCACGUUCCGGUCAUUUGUGCAGCCAGUGCAGCCCCCACCCCAGCAGACCUCCUCUACAGCCACUACGUGUACCGCCCCAAGCUGCGCAUUUAUGAGGAAGAUUGCCAGGCCCUUGCUCAGAAGAUAGAAGAGUUAAAACCAUAUGCAAAUGUCCAGGAUCAGCUCCUGGUGAAUGUGAAUAGGAGCUUCUGGGAAGUAAUGAGAACCUGCUCAGAUGAAGAGCUGAAGAACUUUGGAGCAGAACUGAACAAAAUGAAAUCCUGCUUCAUCAAGGAGAGUAAAAUCUUGGCUCACGAGGAGAAGGCCACACUGUACAGCAGACUGCUGCAGAGUGCCCAGGAACAACAUGAAAAGCUGCAGUCAAGGAUGGAGAAGCUGGGUGAAUUGCUGGAGGAGGCAGAGAGCUGCUUUGGUGCCCUGGAAGCAGAUUCUGACAGGGAAGAAUGGGAAGCAGACAGCACUGGUGAAAUGGCAGAAGGGAAAAAUCUACAGGAAGAAUUGGAAAGCCUCAAAGCCCAAGAAGAGGAACUUCAAAGAGAGCUGGCAGAUCUGGAGGCUGAGAAUGAGCAGAUGCUUGUGCAGAUGAACCUGCUGAAGGAAAGAGAAAAGAGCUGCCAGGAACACCUGGAGAAAUACGACUUCAUGGAGUGGGAGCUGACAGAAUGGAGCCAGCAGCAGGCAGUCUUUAGUUUUCUUUAUGAUGCUCUGGAACUCACAGUGGUGUUUGGACCCCCAAUAGAUGGUGAUGUUUUUGGUGAAGACCCUUCCAGGAAGAUAGUUAGCCUGAGCUUUGAAUCUCUCCUGGAUGAGGAAAAUGCCCCACCUUCUUCAUGUUUAGUCCAGAGACUCAUCUUCCAGUUCAUUGAAAGUCAGGGGUGCUGGCAGGAGAAGUGUCCCACACUGUACCACUUGCCCCAGGUUCUUCAGGACAUCUCCCUGGUGGUGAGUCGCUGCAAGAUCUUGGGAGAGGAGAUUGAGUUUCUGGAGAGAUGGGGUGGAAAAUUCAAUCUUCUGAAGACAGACAUCAGUGACACAACAGUGAAGCUUCUGUUCUCUGCUUCCACAGCCUUUGCAAAGUUUGAGCUGACCCUGUCUCUCUCAGCCAGUUACCCCUCUGAUUCCCUGCCCUUCACUGUCCACAAGCAAAUUGGGAAUAUUGGGGAGGAGGAGAUCUCUGCUGUUCUCUGCAGGGUGCCCCUUGGCCACCACUACCUGCGGAGAGCAGUCAGCCUGAUCCACCAGCACCUGCUCCAGCCUCCCAGAUGAUUCACUGGAUCCACACACAGGACUCAAGCCAGGCUGGAUAUUCCCUCGUUUUAGUCUCCUAGGAGUUCAGGCUGCUCCUCACCAGCAUGGGGGUGCUGUUAGUUCAGGAAUCUUGGCCAAGAGCUGGUAGAUAUCCAGGAUGCUUGGUGUGGGCCUCAAGUUUUCAUAACAGCAGAGGCCUCUGAGGAGAAGGAGGAAUUUCCUAAAUCCUUUUCCAAUCCAGUUUGCCUUUUAUCUUUCACUCACCUGAGGCCUUGGCCUCCUUGUAUAGUCUUUCCUGGUGUGGUUGUUCUCCAGACAGCAUGUUGGUUUUGUGCUGGGCUGAUUUACAGAGCUCUUGGAUAAAACAAUGAUGUGUAUUUUCUAAAUUAACACGACUGGAACUUCCACCCUCAUUUACUUCAGCCCUGCACAGCAUUCACCUUGGAUUUCUGUCAGUUUCCUGGAACCCCUCCCAGACCACAGACAGUACAGUCCUGCUUCUGGUUAACCAGAUAACCUGUCAUAAUUAACCAGGUGGCCAGGGUCAGAAAGGCUUUUGUCACAAAGAUCCCUGCGCUUGGCUGUAGAUGUUGUGGGGCAGCAGAGUCCAAGCCAUUGGGUCCCAUCAGUGGGAUCUGUCCAGCUCCAAGUUUGUUCUGAUAUUUGGAGCCUUUGUCCAGUCCAGUCUACCUCUUGGCUCUGGAGCAGUGUCCUAGUUUGUCCUGUGUUAGGAUUGUAGGGAGGAGACUGAGCUCUUGGGAUUCAGGCAGUACCAGUGAUGUGUAGAUGCUGCCUGGGCUGGUUUGUCCAUCUGUUGUCUAUUCUGCAGGUUGAGCUGUAGAACUGAUCUAGCCCUGACUUGAUUGUGCAGGAGUGCCUGCCCUCCUGGAGGCACAGGCAGAUUUUUCUUAUCUCUGUAAAAUACGUUGAGUUUAAAAAUGUUUUCAUGUGUUUGUUCGUGUGUUUCUGCCUUUCUACAAAUUUUCCUUCUGUUUGGAAGGUGGGAGCUCAUUAAACAUUUGAACGAUU